AUGCGUCCACAGUUCCGCCAGCAUCAGAUUCCCACUCCCUGUGCCCCGAAGCGUUCAAUGGAUGAGGAACAGCUGUGCCAUCGGUUGCACAAACGACUGCGGAUCGGCAGCCCAACAGCGGCACGCCAGUUGGCACACGGCCACUAUUCGCAGGCCAACAGCGUUCUGCAGCAGCUCCAUGCCGAGCAUUUGGCAAGGCGGCAGCAAACGCCUCGUCCUGACUACCCGACGGACACGACGAUGACGAUGACGCAGCAGGCGUGGACAGCUGCUGGGAGUGUGGCUCACAGCGACUUUGCGGCAAU
Molecule: messenger RNA, 305 nt
Organism: Symbiodinium necroappetens
Lineage: Eukaryota; Dinophyceae; Suessiales; Symbiodiniaceae
Source: the annotation of a GenBank genome assembly